AUGGCCGGCGGACAACCUGGCUCUAACUCUCGUGGCCGCGGCGGCAAAUUCAGGAAAUUUACUCGAGGAGGUGGCAAGCAUUUCUCCCGCGAUUUGCGUCCUCUCGACUCCGAUGGCAACGAGAUUGGCAUGUGGAAUGAUGCUAAGAAGGAAGAGAGCGGAAGCGAUGAGGAAGACUCUGAGGAAGACUCCGAAGAGGAGUCCGGCUCUGACGACGGCAAGCCCCAGGCUGAACAGUCUCGAACCGAGCGCAAGGCCGCUGCAAAGGCCCGCAAGGAGGCUGCUAUAGCCAAGAAGAAGGCACAGGCAGUUGAAGUUGGUGACCUGCCUCCUUCCGACUCGGAAGAGGAAAGCGACGACGACAUGCCCGCCAACCCGAACCACUCCAAGGCCGCCCGCAAUCAAACCAAGGCGCCCGUCUCCAAAGAUGUCGAAGAGGCUACCGAGGGCGUUAAGAAGCUUGCUGUCGGCAACAAUCGCAAGGAACGUGAGAGUAUCGAGGCUGCGCAGGCCAAGGAGAGAUACCGCAAGCUGCAUGAGGCUGGCAAGACAGACGAGGCCAAGGCUGACUUGGCGAGAUUAAGACUCAUUCGCGAGCAGAGAGCGGCUGAUGCUGCCCGCAGAGAAGCUGAGAAGGAGGAGCGCGAGGCUCAGGAGGCUGCCAAGAGAGCUGAGAUUGAGAAGAAGGAGGCCAAGAAGAGAGAGGCUGCUCUGGGCCCAGUCAAGAAGGGCAAGAAGUCUAGCAAAUGA
Molecule: messenger RNA, 750 nt
Organism: Colletotrichum truncatum
Lineage: Eukaryota; Fungi; Ascomycota; Sordariomycetes; Glomerellales; Glomerellaceae
Product: MFS monocarboxylate transporter
Cellular component (GO): cytosol
Molecular function (GO): RNA binding
Source: RefSeq, a predicted model, not a curated record